ACGUUGUUUGCGGCUGUAUAAAUGUCCGAGGAGCCCCUGAACGCAGCACCUUCUGACAAGCGGAGCUGGCGGUCGAUGCCCGCGCGCUGACAAGUGACGACUAACAUCAUGGAGAGCCACAAAGAGGCGCCUGUGCCCGCAGCACGCAUCUUCUCCCAGGUGUUGUUCACCGACCCACCUCACUCCUACCCGCCUUUCACCCCGGUCACCUGCAGCUACACCGCCGCUUUCCAGCCGAGCCCCCGGGACUGGGUGGGCAUGUUUAAGGUGGGGUGGAGCACAACAAAGGACUACUACACCUUCGUGUGGGUGGAGCCCUGUCUGGAUGUGCUCCGCCAGGAGUCCGCCACCAGGCAGGCUGUUUUUAAACAGUACUACCUGCCCAAGGAUGAUCUUGACUUCUACCAGUUCUGCUACGUUGACGGUGCCGGGCAGGUGCGCGGAGCCAGCACUUCUUUCUGUUUUAAAAACCCGGAGCAGCAAAGCCCGGAGAGCAUCGCGGAGGACGAGCUCAUGGUUAUUAUGACACAGGAGCAGGUCGAAGGGAGUCUACGUGAGAAAGCUGAACUGCAGAGGGAGCUGGAUAAGAUAAGGGCAGAAAAUGAAAUCUUAAAACAUGAUAGAAAGGCGGAGCAGGAACAAGCCGCCAGCUCAAAGGAGCACGUGAUGAGUCAGCUGGUCGAAGACAUGGAUCAAAUCAAGGAGCAGAAUGAAACCUUGAGAAGCGCCUUGCGGCAGAUGGUGGAGGAAACGGAAGGCUUGAAGCAGGUGGAGAUGACGAAGCAGAUGGAGAAACGGCAACGCGACGGGGAGGAGGAGAGAAAACAAAGCUCGGGGUUAGACGCCGCGUCCAGACAAAACGAGGCUCGCGCUCAGGAGAAGUUGGACCGAGCUGAGAUGAAGAUCAACCUGCUGCAGGAGGAACGCGAGGAGCUGAGGGGGCGGGUCCACGCUCACAGUGCGGAGGUCGCCACGUUAAAUUCCAAACUCAGACACCAGGAAAGGGAACUGUUCAAAAUGAAAGACGGCGUCCAGCUGCUUCAGGUUGACCUUCAGAGCCUCGAGAGAGAAAAGAAGAGGCUCCAGCUGGCGCUGCAGAGGUCGCAGAGCCUCGUGCACGAGAACCCAGAGCUGCAGAGGACGCAGCAGAACUGUCCGGAGGACGACCUGAGGGCGGAGUGUCAGACUCUCACCCACCAGCUGCAGGACGCUCAGAGGAAACUGGCGAAUGAGAGGGAGGAGGCCAGAAACGGCAAUAGACGCGUUGAGUAUCUGGAUAACGAGCUGCAGCAUCUCGGGGAGCAGCUGGAGAAGGUGUCCAUCACAUGUGGGCACGCAGAGCGUAUGAGUGGCAAACAGGAGAUGCAGCUCGCGGAGAUGAACCAGACAAUAGCAGAGGCGCGGGAAGUGCUGGCGGAUAAAGACGGCACGAUAGAGGAGAAGGAACAAAUCGUCAGGAUGGUGACGCGCGAGAAAGAAGCGCUGGCCAGAGAGAACCGGACGCUCGCGAGCGACAUGGAGAGGCUGCGCAGAGCACUCGACGACUUUCAAGAGUCUCUCCCGCCCGAGUUGCCUCGCCUGCAGCCGGACGCCAACACGCCAGCCAACGCCAGCUGGCAGCAGCAGCAGCAACAGCAGCAACAACAGCAACAACAACAACAGCAGCAGGACGAGGCCCCUGAAGAAAUCAACACGUACAGUGAUAUCCCUGGAGACGGAGAGGAAGAGUUGCUGGUGUGUCGUCACUGCAACGAGAGCUUCCCCUGCAUCACCCGAGACGAGCUGGAGCAGCACGAGCAGAGUCACCGCGUGUGCCCGUACUGCACGAUGAUCUGCGACAAGAUGGAGCAGCUCGUGUACGAGGAUCACGUCUACGGCCACGAGCUGUGAGCCCAAAAUACAAAAAGAAACAGACGAGUCGGGCGGGUCCGAUGUAAAAGAGCCUCUCCGAUUAUUAUUAUUACUCUUUUACUGCAACUUACUUUAUACUCUUGAGCUUUUUUCAAAUCAAAUGUUUUUUUGGGUGGUUUUGUGUUUCUCAGCCAAUAAGUGUCCUCAUUUAUUUUGAUCAAAUAAUAUCUUCAUUAAAAGUAAAAAUAUUUUAAUUUAACAAAUGGAAUCAAAGCACUUAAACGUAAAGACAAUUCAAAAAGUCUGAAUUUAAUUAUUUACACUGAAUUUAAAGAUUGCACCAAUCAGUCUCAUAUAAAUGAUUGUUGCCAGUCGAAUUAGCCCAAAAUACGUCCGUAAAUCAAUUUGGAACAACUCAGUUGUUUGAACUUAACCCCUCGAUCACCACAACGACUUAAUAGGAAAGACGUGAGAGUAAAACAUGUGAGCUCUUUAGCUCGAGAGACUAAAUAUGAAAGAGUCGAGGAAUUAUCUGUUUGAAGAAGAAAAAGUUAUAUUAGAAUUUUAGAUAAUACAUGGCACAUUAAACAUUUUAACCACAAUUCUUAUUUUACAGCAUAACUGCACUCUUCAAGGGAAACUGAUCUACUGUGACUGAGUUGAUUUCAGUGAAUGUAUGGAAACGGUUCUGCUGAAGGAAUAAAAAAUUAAAAAAACAA
Molecule: messenger RNA, 2570 nt
Organism: Pseudoliparis swirei
Lineage: Eukaryota; Metazoa; Chordata; Actinopteri; Perciformes; Liparidae
Gene: calcoco2
Product: calcium binding and coiled-coil domain 2
Exons: 15
Coding region: 109-1890 (593 amino acids)
Source: RefSeq, a predicted model, not a curated record